AUGUGGGACACAAUUUGGUAUUUAGGUUUCCCAAUGCUUGCUAUUAGUGUUUUUGGCGCGCCGUAUAAAAAACAUUAUGACGAAUUGGCCAGAGAUGGGUCAUAUUAUAACUCUGAUCAAUAUGAUGUGGUGUAUGAUCAGAGACAGAAUGGUACUGAAAAUUAUAAACUUAAUGUUGACGGAUUGUCCUUUGUUUGGUCUCCAAAUUCACUUUUUGCCGCAGCAGCCCUUUUAGAACCGGCUCUCUAUGGAGAAUAUCCAGAGACAAAUGUUGACAUUAUUUUGGGACCUGACAGUACGAAACCAGAAAAUCGGCCGGUGGGAGGGAAAAAACCUAAUUUGGAUAACCCAUCACAGACAGUCCUGGUAAUUAAUGAUGCGUCAGACGAAAAGCCGCAAGAUUCGGAAGAGUCCUCUACAGCAAAAAAGAAAAUUCAUAUUCCGGCAAUAUUAAAACCGUUUCUACGGAAAAGAUCCUCCUUGACUACCCUACACAAGUAG
Molecule: messenger RNA, 501 nt
Organism: Ceutorhynchus assimilis (cabbage seed weevil)
Lineage: Eukaryota; Metazoa; Arthropoda; Insecta; Coleoptera; Curculionidae
Source: the annotation of a GenBank genome assembly